This is a messenger RNA of Coccomyxa subellipsoidea C-169, 531 nucleotides long. RefSeq lists its product as hypothetical. The record is from RefSeq and is a predicted model, not a curated record. Bases 1 to 531 code for a protein of 176 amino acids. Lineage: Eukaryota; Viridiplantae; Chlorophyta; Trebouxiophyceae; Coccomyxaceae. The transcript has 3 exons.
AUGGAGGACCGCUUGAGGGAGAUCCUCGAGGAGACAAAACCGAUCACUCGCCCAAAGAAGGCAGCAGCACCUCAGCAGAUGCCAGCAACACCGAAGCAGCUGCCAACACCAAAGCGGACAGCGCAGCCGUCCUCCAAUGCAACACCGAAGCAGACCGAUGCGGCGUCUCCUGCUGUAAGGCAGACGGCUCUUGCACACCGCAACAAGGAUGGAUCACUGUACAAGCACGCCUCUGCGCCGGGCGCCCUGCCAGCGCGUCAGCAGCCCUCAGAGGCCCAACAGCUCAGGGGCCUUCCCACACGAGCAGCAGCCUUCGCCAUUCCAGCUGCCCAGAGAGUGCCCAGCGGGCAGCCCAAGCAGGGCAGCGCACCCUUCAGCUUCCUGGCGCCGCCGUCGCAGCAGGAACAGGAGCUGCGCAGCGUUCUGCUGUCAAAAUGGGCUGGGCCGGGGUUUUCUCUGCCCCCCACACCUGAAGCCCUGCCCAUGCCCAGCGCUAGCCUGCUGGCGUCCAAGAAAAAGAAAGGCUCCUAA